Messenger RNA from Brachypodium distachyon (stiff brome), 450 nucleotides. Its product is annotated as circumsporozoite protein-like. The record is from RefSeq and is a predicted model, not a curated record. Lineage: Eukaryota; Viridiplantae; Streptophyta; Magnoliopsida; Poales; Poaceae. The transcript has a single exon. Bases 1 to 450 code for a protein of 149 amino acids.
AUGCCGACGGACUGUAGAGGAGAGCAGCCGGCGGUGUCGGCAGCGGCCUCCGUGGAAGGAACAGCGGCGGGUGGACAGCAGAGAGGAGCAGCGGCCGGCGGCAGCAGCCGCCUCCGCACGCGGAGGGACUGCACGCGGUCAGGUGAUAUUGGUGGAAGUCCGAGGAGAGCAGGCGACGGCGGCGGCGGCCUCCGCGGCGUGCCUCCAUUGGCACUAGCUCGGGAUAGCAGAGGAGAUGGGGGCGGGGCGGCUCGCCCUUCGGCGGAUGAGCCACGACAUCGCGGGGGAAGGCGUGGCCUAGAUCCAAUCCUGGCGAAGCCGGCGCGAAGGCAGGUCGUCGGCGCGACGGCGGCGGCGGCGCAAGGGUUUGGCGAUGCGCGCGCAGAGAUCGGGGAGACGGGGAGAUCGAUCGGGGAAGAAAAGAGCACGUGCGUGUCAAAUCGGUUGUAG